UUUUCACCGUUUUCACGAGACUCGUGGUGUUGAGUCUCGUGCAGUUUAUUAGCUUUGUGUCGUAAUAUUUGGUGAAAAACAGGUCGGACACGAUGGAAUACAUGAGCCAACAUAGUUCUGCUGCUGCAAGCGCUGAAACAGCAGCAAAGAAUAAAAUUCUGUGCUGUGAGUGCGGAGUUCCCAUCGAACCAAACCCGUCGAAUAUGUGCGUGGCCUGCCUGCGGACACACGUCGAUAUCACGGCCAACAUUCCCAAACAGGCGGUGAUAUUUUUCUGCCGGAAUUGCGAACGCUAUCUCAAUCCACCCAGCGAGUGGGUUCAGUGCAGUUUGGAAUCCAAGGAGCUGCUGUCGGUUUGCCUGAAGCGCCUCAAAGGAUUGAAGGAGGUAAAGUUGGUUGAUGCUGGGUUCGUGUGGACGGAACCACACUCGAAGAGAAUCAAGGUGAAGCUGAGCGUGCAUGGGCAAGUGAUGGAUGGAGUUGUUUUGCAGCAGGUUUUUGUGGUGGAAUUCACCGUCAACAAUCAAAUGUGCGAUGAUUGUCAUCGGGUUGAGGCGAAGGAUUUCUGGCGCUGUUUGGUGCAGGUUCGCCAGAAGGCUGUCAACAAGAAGACCCUCUUCUAUCUGGAACAGAUGAUCUUGAAACACAAAGCUCACGAGAAUACACUCGGCAUUAAGUCCUCCCCGUCGGGUGGGCUCGACUUUUACUACGCAACCGAUGCUCACGCUCGAAAAAUGGUCGAUUUCAUCCAUGCGGUACUUCCAAUCAAGGUAAACAAUUCGAAGAAGCUGAUUUCGCACGAUAUUCACAGCAAUUCGUACAACUACAAAUAUUCGUACGCGAUCGAUGUGGUGCCGAUUUCCAGGGGAAGCUUGGUGUGUUUGAACAAGAAACUUCAGCAGCAACUUGGUCACAUUUCACCGAUUUGUUUGGUUACUAAAGUGGCUAACUCAAUCCAUUUGAUGGAUCCCAGAACCGCGCAGAUGGCCGAGGUUCAUAAUAUGGCCUUCUGGAAGAAUCCGUUCGAAGCGAUCUGCAACCCCAAACAGAUGGUGGAGUUUAUCGUGAUGGAUGUGGAAAUUGUGCGAGACAAUGAGAAGAAAAAUUUUCCCGGUCAGGGUCCGGUUUCGUUUCGUCACAUUCUGGCCGAUGUUUGGGUCGUCAAAGCCGCCGAGUUGGGAAUCAACGAGAACACGAUACAUACACGCUCCCAUCUGGGUCACUUGCUGAAACCGGGCGACUCUGUGUUGGGUUUCGAUCUGCAGGAUGCCAACGUCAACAAUGCUGAGUUUGAGAAGCUGAAGCAGGACUCGGUGCCUGAUUUGCUGCUGAUUAAGAAGUACUACGACAAGAACAGCAGAAAGCAGGCGCGAAACUGGAAGCUGAAGCAUUUGGCCGAAGACAUUGCGGUGGAUACAGACAUUGAGCAGGAUUAUAACGAGUUUCUGGAGGAUUUGGAAGAAGAUCCGGACAUGCGACAGAAUGUUAACAUUUUCAAGGACACCAGCAAGGUUAUUCCAGUCGAUGUAAACGACAUGGCAGAUCCAUCCGUACCGAGGAUAACGCUGGAGGAAAUGUUGGACGAUUUAGUGCUGGAUGACGUGGAGAUGGGAGAGGCGUAAAUGAAAUACGUUGUACUUUUGUUUUGUUACAAAAUAAAUUACCAUUUAUUUGAGACAA
Molecule: messenger RNA, 1680 nt
Organism: Toxorhynchites rutilus septentrionalis
Lineage: Eukaryota; Metazoa; Arthropoda; Insecta; Diptera; Culicidae
Gene: Nmd3
Product: 60S ribosomal export protein NMD3
Exons: 2
Coding region: 93-1622 (509 amino acids)
Biological process (GO): ribosomal large subunit export from nucleus
Cellular component (GO): nucleus; cytoplasm
Molecular function (GO): ribosomal large subunit binding
Source: RefSeq, a predicted model, not a curated record